Molecule: messenger RNA, 1800 nt
Organism: Diorhabda carinulata
Lineage: Eukaryota; Metazoa; Arthropoda; Insecta; Coleoptera; Chrysomelidae
Gene: Ilk
Product: integrin-linked protein kinase
Exons: 3
Coding region: 376-1725 (449 amino acids)
Biological process (GO): substrate adhesion-dependent cell spreading; cell-matrix adhesion; integrin-mediated signaling pathway
Cellular component (GO): stress fiber; focal adhesion
Molecular function (GO): protein binding; protein kinase activity; ATP binding
Source: RefSeq, a predicted model, not a curated record
AAAAAUUGCUUAUGGGCAUUAACCAUUAUCAACAAAAUUGUUUGGAGUCCAUAUAAGCUAUUAAACGCAUUCAAUGACGUCAUACCCCAAUGUGAAACGCACUCAAGAUGUUAGUUUAUAUUUUGAUAAAAUUUAAUGUUGGUAACAAGAAGUUUUUAUUAGGCAGCUAAAUGUCACCAGAAAAAGUAGUAUAUUUUUUAGAAUAAAUAAAUUUAAAGAAUUAUGUUUAUAAUGAUUUGAUAAUUUAUAUCAGUGUUUGUGGUUAAGAAGUGCUUCCUAUAUAAUUACCUAAUAUCUACGUAUUAUACAUAUCUAUUUUGUUAACGAAACUUCUCAGAAUAAACGCCCAGAUAAAUUUUAAACACAAUACUGGAUAUGGAAGAUAUAUUUCAAUGGUGCAAAGAAGGGAAUGCCCUACAAGUGAGGGUUUGGCUAGAUGAACCCGAACAUGAUAUGAACCAAGGGGAUGAUCAUGGAUUCAGUCCACUGCAUUGGGCGGCAAUGAAGGGUUUCAAUAAAAUAGUUGAAAUGCUUCUACUAAGGGGAGCACGAGUUAAUGCCACAAACAGAGGAGAUGAUACUCCAUUACAUAUGGCAGCUGCUCAUGGUCACAGGGAGAUUGUAAACAUGCUUCUCCGGCAAAAAGCUGAUAUCAAUUUCACAAACGAACACGGGAAUUCACCAUUACAUUAUGCGUGCUUCUGGAGCUAUUCAGAUAUAGCAGAAGAUCUAGUACAUCAUGGUGCGAAGGUAGCCAUUGCCAACAAAUAUGGUGAAACACCUCUUGAUAAAUGUAAGGGAAAUCUUACAAAAGUUCUUCAUGAUAUUGCAGUAGAAUCUGGUCAAGAUCUGAAAAAAAUUAAAUUCAAAGAUCAGAGUUGGUUAGGUUUAAAAACCAGAUCUAGAGAUGCUACACUAUCCCGUCACAAGGGUAUACAUAUUAAAGAAUUGGAAAUGAAAAGGAAAAUAAGUGAAACACAUAGCGGAGUCACUUAUAUUGGUAGGUGGCAAAAUAAUGACAUAGUUGCCAAGAUUCUUAAGGUGCGUGAUGUUACCUCCCGAAUUUCAAGAGAUUUUAAUGAGGAAUUUCCUAAACUACGGAUAUUCUCCCAUCCUAAUAUUCUCCCUGUUAUCGGUUGUUGUAACAGUCCUCCGCAUUUGAUCGUUAUAAGUCAGUAUCUACCAUUAGGAUCAUUGUAUAAUGUUUUACAUGAAGGUAGUGGUGGUCUUGUAGUAGAUACAAUACAAGCUUUACGUUUUGCAAUAGAUAUAGCAAGAGGAAUGGCUUUUCUACAUAGUUUAGAAAGAACAACUCCUGAAUACUUCCUGAAUAGUCGUCAUGUUAUGAUUGACGAUGACUUAACAGCAAGACUAAGUAUGGCCGAUGCUAAAUUCAGUUUUCAAGAAAAAGGUAGAAUUUACUAUCCUGCAUGGAUGUCUCCAGAAGCACUUCAAAAGAAAAUUACGGAUCGUAAUUGGGAAGCUUCUGAUAUGUGGAGCUAUGCUAUUUUACUUUGGGAGUUGGCUACUAGGGAAGUACCUUUUGCCGACCAAAGUCCUAUGGAAGUUGGCAUGAGAAUUGCUUUGGAGGGUUUGAGAAUAAGUAUCAAACCAGGAAUAUCAUCACAUUUGAUCAAGUUGAUAAAUAUCUGUAUGAACGAGGAUCCUGGUAAAAGACCUACUUUUGAUAUGAUUUUACCUAUUUUGGAAAGAAUGGUUCGUUGAUAUUUCCGUACCUAUUUGUUAACAAUUAUUUAAUUAAUUCAGAAUAACUAAUUAAAAUCGAUUUUAUUAACAUCA